AUUGUCGUGUGCCUAUGUAUGUUUGCCAAUCCUGCGUAGGACUUAGGGGAAGUCCGCCUGUCUCACUACAUAACAUACAACAACAUUCUCAUUCUCUCCUCAUUAUUAUUUUUCAGCAUCACCUCCCCUUUUCAUCACGCUACAUCAGCGAGAGGAUAAAAAAAAACCCCCCCAAAAAAAACCCCCAAUACCUAAAAAUGGACACCAGAAUGUUUAUCGCACCUCGUCUAACCCGGGGCCUAACUGGUGUUGCGGUUGCUGGGAUGGGUAUCGGAAUCUACAUGUAUACGAGAAAUACGAUCCACGCAGACUCUGGGGUCCCAAAACCGACUUUUGGCACUGGCCCAGCUUUCUUGUCUCUUCAGCUAGAAAGUACCGAAGACAUAAACCAUAACACUAGGCGGUUGCGCUUCAAACUACCUGAGCCAAACGCCGUCAGCGGGCUGAGCUUGACUUCCUCGCUCCUAACAUUUUCCUGGCCAAAGGGUAGCGCGUUGCCCGUUUUGCGCCCCUACACUCCGAUAAGUUCUUUAGAUGAGCCAGGUGUUCUCGAGUUCCUAGUGAAACGAUAUCCAAAGGGUAAACAAAGCAGUUACUUGCAUUCAUUACGGCCAGGAGAUUCCUUACGUUUUGUGACCCGCCUUCCGGGUUACAAAUGGAGCCCAAAUGAGCACUCAAAUAUCAUGCUUCUUGCUGGGGGAGCCGGCAUCACCCCAGCUUACCAACUGAUUCGAGGCAUUUUCGAAAACCCCCAAGAUCAGACUAAGAUCACACUCGUGUUUGGUGUGAAUACGGAGGGUGAUUUGCUACUGAGGAAAGAAUUUAGUGAGUACGAGGCACAGUUUCCAGGUCGGUUUAAGGUUGUGUACACCAUAAGCCAACCGACGGAAAACUCACGGUUUCGAAAGGGGUACAUUGAUAAGGACUUACUCAAGGAGGUCGCACCAGCUUCAGACGAUUGCAAGGUGUUUGUAUGCGGUCCGCCACAGAUGGAAAGCGCUCUCGUGGGUGGCUGGCGAAAGUCGGGUAUAUUGGAGGAACUUGGAUAUCGGAAGGAUCAAGUCUAUAAAUUCUGAGUAUUGAGAUAUCUAGCAUAGGCGGAACACAUAAGAAGUGGCCUUUUGUUGAUUUCUUUCAUUGCAUAAGUAUUAAGACCAUUUCCAACAACUCAUCUAAAUACACUAAGCAUUAUCCCACAAUACGUACA
Hypoxylon fragiforme is the source of this 1207-nucleotide messenger RNA. Its product is annotated as NADH-cytochrome b5 reductase. Lineage: Eukaryota; Fungi; Ascomycota; Sordariomycetes; Xylariales; Hypoxylaceae. Gene Ontology annotation, biological process: ergosterol biosynthetic process. The record is from RefSeq and is a predicted model, not a curated record. The transcript is spliced from 3 exons. Bases 15 to 1076 code for a protein of 353 amino acids. Gene Ontology annotation, molecular function: cytochrome-b5 reductase activity, acting on NAD(P)H.